This is a messenger RNA of Notechis scutatus (mainland tiger snake), 1140 nucleotides long. Lineage: Eukaryota; Metazoa; Chordata; Lepidosauria; Squamata; Elapidae. The record is from RefSeq and is a predicted model, not a curated record.
CUUUGGACUUUAAUAAAAAAAUACUGAGAUGUUAACAUGAUCUGUAGAUUUGUUUUUUUACUCUUUGUGCAUAUUGGUUGACAUUAGAACAAAUUACAGAUGAUACUUUUGAGUUUACAGCCCCUAAAAAAAAAUAACAGAGAUUUAUUUAAUCUCUAGGAUUUUGAAGAAGGUUGUUUCUUGCUUACAAAAUGUGGAGCCAUUCAAGAUACACCACAGCAAAUUUUUGUCACAGAGAAAGGAAACACAAUAAUUACUUUCUUGAGUGUGAUGUUUAAGCCAUUUGUAGAAGGUUAUCAGAUAAUCUGCAAAUACCUUUUUAAUGAAACAAAUGAAGCCUUUACUGAGAAGCACUUUAUAUUUGGAGUCCGAAGCCUUGCUUCCCAGCUUCUGGAGACAGGGAGUACUCAGUGUUAUGAGGUCCUGUCUUCUGAUAUGCAGAAAAAUGCUUUGGCUGCUUUUGUGCGACUAGGCAUGGUGGACAGAAUGAAAACGGUUGAUGGAUUCACUUACAUAGUAAACAAAGAAUCCCUGGCUAAGACGGCAGGAAUAUUUGAAUCUAGGAUACCUGUGAGGAACGCAAUGACUGCAAGGCUUUAAUCGGAGAAGGCUACAAUGGCUUGUCUUUAUGUACACUGUUAAUGGUGGAGCCCGGUUGGAAAUGAGGCUUGCAGUGGGGAAAAUGUUAUUGAAGACUACAAAAUACCCUUCCCACCUCGACAUGUUUUUGCUACACUGUGGUGGUGAAGAAUUCCAGAAGUCAAACUGUUUACACCAUCACCUGAUGAACUUUAUCGGCGUUAAUGCUUAAGAGUCUUUGUGCAUUCAAGUUCCCUGCAGUAAAUAUCACCUGACUCCCUCUUUCAUCCAGAUAUUAAUAUUUGAAUAGUAAUAUCUGAAAUGUUUGUCAUGAUAACAAGACGAUUGCUUUUAUAUGGUUGCUUUGUGGUUGUGAAAAAAAAGUAAGCUAAGGUUAUAUAACGUUGAAAGCAAUAUUUAAAGAAAAAAAUGAUUGCCAUUGUAUUUAUGAAGAGAUUAAUCUGUUCAAUGGAAAUUAAUUCCCACAAAAUGUUAAUGACGUAACUGAUUUUUAAAAAGGUGGUAUUUGCAACUCUUGGAAUAUUAAAAACUAACACAGGA